Molecule: messenger RNA, 3720 nt
Organism: Brassica rapa (field mustard)
Lineage: Eukaryota; Viridiplantae; Streptophyta; Magnoliopsida; Brassicales; Brassicaceae
Source: RefSeq, a predicted model, not a curated record
UUAAUAUUCUUGUAAGAAUUAAAAAGGAAUAUACUUGGCUGCUCUAAAUCUUGUUCGUCCAUACGACUUGGAAAAAAUCCUCAGGUGCCAUCGGAUAUCCUUCCUAGGCACUGGUCUUACGUCAGAUGAGAUACCAUAACAAAUUGUAAAAGGCAAAAAAUAAAAACAAACAUAGAAAAGAAAAAAGAAACAAAGGAAUAUUCCCAGCUAAAUGCUCCACCAUAACCACUCAAACGCUCACUUUAAAUUCGAUUCUCUCACCUUUUCACUUCUCACUCGUCACUAAACACACUCAUCUAUGGCGAUCUUCACUAAAACAAAACGUGUCACGGACCCACUAGACGAAGAAGCCAAGGCUCGGAUCUUCAGCAACCACAGCAGCACACUAGAAGACCAAGACUCUCCCGAAAUCUGCGAACUCGAGUUUCUAGAAGAUGGUCUCGAAGACAAAUCACAAACACUCUACGACUCUGACUCGGACUUGUCUGAAAAUUCCGCAACGGAACGUUCCAGUGAAGAAGCUAGUGAGAAAAUCUUAAAAAUGGCCUUGACCUUCUCCGACUAUGAUCCUUACCAAAACAUAUUGCUAGCUCACGUUUCGAGAGCAGCGGAAGCAUAUUCCGCUUUCAGAUCCAAGCGGAAACAUGUUUUCAAAGACAAGGUAGCAUCGUUUCUACGAGAGCUCGGACACAACGCCGCCGUUUGCGUUUCGAAAUGGAACUCGUCAUCUAAACUCACCGCCGGGAGUUACGACUUCAUCGACGUGGUUUACAAACCCCCUGGUGAUAAGACAUCAGUUCGUUACUUUGUCGAUCUAGACUUUGCUUCUGAGUUCGAGAUCGCGAGGCCCACACCCCAAUACGCGCGUGUGUUGCAGUUGCUGCCUCGUGUUUUUGUUGGGAAGGAAGAGAAUCUUAGGACGGUUGUGAGAGAGGCCUGCGACGCGGCGAAGAGGUCGAUGAAGAGCCGUGGCUUGUCUCUCCCACCGUGGCGGAGAUUCUCUUACUUGCAACACAAGUGGUUCGGUCCGUGCACGAGAAGGGUUGGAUCUGGUUUGGAAGUGACGCCGUUGAAUAAAGACGCCGUUAGCUGUCGUUCUGUGGGGUUUGAUGACGCCGUCAAUGGGCGUUUGUUCAUCAGGACGUGAUCCGCAUCCAUGCAGCAUGUACUAGUAUUAAAUGAAUAGUUAAGUAGGGACUACACUUUUUUUCCAAUGGAUUUUAAGGAGACUAAAAUAUUAAUUAGCAUCUUAAAAUUAAGGCCACGAUGUCAAAGUUAACGUUCUACCACUGGGUUAAUUUGAAUUAAUAGCCAUAUGCUUGUAUUUUAACAACUUAUUAGUUUUAGAUCCGCGCCUUGCGGAUAAUUAACAUUUUAGAUAUAUAAAUUAUUUUUACAUAUUAUUUUUUAUUUAAUUUUUUACAUAUUGUUAAACAAAUUAAUAAAUAUAUAUAGAAUAAUUAAAAAACUAUUAACUGUUAUAUACAAUUAAAUUGACACAAAUACAUAAAUUAAAGAAAUCAUUUUUGUUUAUUUACAACCAUUUUUGUUAAAUAAAUUUAAAUAAUUAUUUUCCCUAUUCUAUAUGGUAUGUGAUUAAAUUUAAAUAAUAUUAAUAUAUAUAUAGUAUAUUUUUAAUAUGACUAUCUAUUAAAUGAAACUUCCUAGUAUAUUUAAAUCAUUUGUAUUUUUUUUAAAUUAAACCAUUAAUAACAAAACUUAUAGUGUGUGACCUUCAUGUAUUUUUAAUAAUUUAUAAUAUUUCUUGAAAAUUCAAUGAAAUUUUUGAAAUUACAAUAUUAAGUUUUCAAUAGUUGGUCAGCGAAAUUUUUUAAAUUAAAAUAUUUAUGUAUUUUUAUAUGGUGUAUAGUUUUAUAUAUAUAUAUAUAUAUAUAUAUAUAUAUAUAUAUUAAUCUGAAUAUCUAUGGUUUUAUGAUCAUUUGUAUCUUAUUAUAACACAAAAUUUAAACAAUUGAUCAAAAUAUUCAGUGGGAAACAUUUAACAGUUUUUCGUAAUUUAUAGUCGUUUUUAAAAUUAAAAAUAUAAUAUAUACAAAAAACUUAAACUUUUAUUAUAUGAUUAAUGUGAUUGUUUAAUUUUUUUUGGGAAACUACAUUAUAUUAGAUAGAAAGCUUGACAAGUAUGGAAACUACAUUAUUGAUGUGAAACUAGGACUUCUCUUCAAGUUAGCUUAUAUGCAAUUUCAUUACAAAUGAAAUUCCUAUGUAUAAUAAUUUGAUUGCCAUUGACAAACUGUAUGUAUGUACAUAGAUAAAAAGCAGGACAAUGGGAAGAUCUUUGUACAGAAUCUAAUUAAUAACUACUAGGAUUGCGAACCCCCGCGGUCCGCGGGGGAGAAAGAUGUUUUACCGCAAAAAAAUGAUGUUAAAAUUUAAAUGUAAAAUUAAAAUUUUAGUUUGCAACAAUCAACCGGUUGAAAUGUUAAUAAUCAAUUAUUGCAAUGUUAACUAUUAAAAAUUACAGUGGAACAUUUAAAAGUUGUGAAUAUUUUUAUAAAAAUUAAAUAUUUCUUUUAAAUAAUUGAAAAUAUUCAUCUACACAAUUACAAUUGUUUACUUAAAGCCAUUGUUAUAAUAAUUCACUUGAAUAUUCAAAAACAUUAUAGAUUCUCCAAAAUUGACCAAUCUUUCAUUUUCUCCACAUGUUAUUUUUUUCCAAAUUUAUUUUGUUGAAAAUUGAAUGAAGUCUAAUUUUGUACUACUGAAAAAUAUUUAUUUAUCUCUAACAAUCUAAUAAAUACUUUUAAAUAAGAUUAUGUAUUGAAAUAUAGGGUAAAAAUAAAAUACUAAAAUGUCUUUUUCUUUAAACCAGUGAUUAUAAAAUAUAAAAUUCAUAAUAAGUAUAGUAAAAGCCCACAUUUUAAAAGUAUUAUAUUUGAAUUAUUUGAUUACAUACGAUAUUAUGAAAACAAUUCAUAUGUAUAAAGCGUAUCUAUUGAGAUUUUACAUAAAUAAAAACAUGGUGUAACAUUAUUCAUCACACGAAAUUAAAUCAAAUAUUUUUUCUAUUUAUUUAAUAAUGAUAUUAACUUAAUAUUUUUCAUUAAAUUAAAAAUUUAAUUAAAAUACUUGUAUAAAUUUUUAAUUUAUAAUACAUAUAAGAAUUAACUAAAAAAUAAAUAAAUAAGUAUAUAAAUUAUUUUAAACAAAAAUAUUUAUAUAUAACUAAUGUAAUACACACGAACACAAAAUUUAAUUUUUUGAUUGGAGAUAAUAAUUAAAGUAUAUUAGUAAAAUACCAAAUUUAAUAUUAUUUAUAAUAUUAAAACUGAAGUACAUUUUGAUAUUGUUUGGAAAGAUGUAUAAAUAAAACCUGUUUGAAAAUAUGGAUAAUAGAUUAAGUACUUUAUUUCAUUUACACAUUUAGCCAUUGCAUUUAUAAAAAGAUAACUACUUCUUUUUGUAUUUCUUUUUAUUUAUAGAUUUUGUCACUACAUUUAAAAUCAAUUUAAAUUAGUUAAUUACAAUGGUUUUUGUUUAUUUAUGGUGAAAAUAAAAAUACUCACUGAAAUAUAUAGUAUAUAUUAUAUAAUUUUUUUUAAAUAUAGUAUUACCUUAUUUAGUUUAUUCAAAUACAAAAAUUUAGAGAGUUCAAUUUUCAAGAAAAUAAAAUAUCAUAAAAUUAAUAAUAAUUCAUAGAAAACUAAUGCAAAAAAUUAAAUUUUUUAGUAUGUUGUAUUAUUUUAAAAUAAAUUAACA